AUGGCCGCAACCAACGAUGCGUCCAAGAAGGCGCGCAAGAGCUUGAUUCUCAAUGCCUUUGUGGAAAUGUGCAGCGGCCACCAGUCGCCAGGUCUCUGGAGACAUCCCGAGGAUGAAUCCUGGCGCUUCAACGACGUCGACCACUGGAUCGAGCUAGCAAAGCUACUUGAAGAAGCGAAAUUCCACGGAAUAUUCAUUGCAGAUGUCCUCGGUGGUUAUGAUGUAUACAAGGGACCUCGUAACCUCGACCCGGCCAUCGUCUCCGGUGCUCAAUGGCCAGUAAACGAGCCAUUGGCUGUCGUUCCAGCGAUGGCAGCGGCUACGCAGAAUAUUGGCUUCGGCGUCACAGUCACCACGACGUAUGAACAGCCCUAUCACCUGGCAAGGAGGUUAUCUACUGUCGACCACCUGACCAAAGGAAGAAUAGGAUGGAACAUCGUCACGGGAUAUCUCGAUUCCGCUGCGCGAAACUUGGGACAUACCCAACAGCCUGGGCACGAUGAUCGCUAUGCAGUAGCAGAAGAAUAUAUCAAGGUCACGUACAAACUCUGGGAGUCGUCAUGGAGAGAUGACGCCGUCGUCCUUGACAGAGAAAGAGGCAUCUACACAGAGCCCUCUCGCGUCCGUCAAAUCAACCAUGAAGGCAAAUUUUACACUGUCCCUGGACCGCAUAUCUGCCAGCCUAGCCCUCAGCGGACUCCACUGCUCCUGCAAGCGGGUACCUCUAAAGCUGGAAAGACCUUUGCCGCCCAGCACGCGGAAGCCAUCUUCGUUGCCGGCCACAGUCCAUCGGUGGUCGCAAAGAACAUCGCGGAGAUCCGUCAACAGGCCAAGGAGGAAUUCGGACGUAACCCGCAAGACAUCAAGUUCCUGGCAUUGCUCUGCCCUGUCCUGGGCCGCACAGAGGAGGAGGCGAAAGAGAAGUUUCGGUACUUCCGCAGCCUUGGUUCGACUGAGGGUGCACUGGCAUUGUUCGGAGGCUGGACCGGAAUCGAUCUGAGCAAAUACGAUGAUGACCAAGAACUUCGCCAGGUUGAGAGCAACGCUAUCCGAUCUGCCGUCGAAGGAUGGUCUAGAGCGACCCCUGAAGUUCCCAAAUGGACAAAGGAGACCAUUGCUCAACAUAUCACGGUAGGCGGAUUAGGAGCGACUGCUGUCGGCACGGGCGCUCAAGUGGCGGACGAAAUCGAGCGAUGGGUUAACGAAGCUGACGUAGAUGGUUUCAACUUCGCCUACGCCGUGAAACCCGGCUCUUUCAAGGACAUCAUCGAGCUCCUUCUUCCAGAACUGCGUUCCCGAGGCCUCUUCUGGGACGACUACGCCGUCAAGAAGGGAACUUACCGCGAGAACUUCUAUGGCAAAAAAGGCCAGUCGGGCCCGUUGCCAGAGCACCCAGCGUCCAAGUACAGAUGGAGAGCUGGUGUUGAUGCCAAGGACGCUCAGAUCCCCGCCUAG
Molecule: messenger RNA, 1455 nt
Organism: Paecilomyces variotii
Lineage: Eukaryota; Fungi; Ascomycota; Eurotiomycetes; Eurotiales; Thermoascaceae
Product: xenobiotic compound monooxygenase, DszA family
Exons: 8
Coding region: 1-1455 (484 amino acids)
Molecular function (GO): monooxygenase activity; oxidoreductase activity, acting on paired donors, with incorporation or reduction of molecular oxygen
Source: RefSeq, a predicted model, not a curated record